Messenger RNA from Homo sapiens (human), 7448 nucleotides. RefSeq names its product F-box protein 3 (gene FBXO3). Gene Ontology annotation, molecular function: ubiquitin-like ligase-substrate adaptor activity. The record is from RefSeq and is marked reviewed. Gene Ontology annotation, biological process: SCF-dependent proteasomal ubiquitin-dependent protein catabolic process; protein ubiquitination. The transcript is spliced from 10 exons. Gene Ontology annotation, cellular component: nucleus. NCBI's taxonomy places the organism in Eukaryota, Metazoa, Chordata, Mammalia, Primates, Hominidae. Bases 24 to 1271 code for a protein of 415 amino acids.
AGACCUGCACCGGGCCAGGCAAGAUGGCGGCCAUGGAGACCGAGACGGCGCCGCUGACCCUAGAGUCGCUGCCCACCGAUCCCCUGCUCCUCAUCUUAUCCUUUUUGGACUAUCGGGAUCUAAUCAACUGUUGUUAUGUCAGUCGAAGACUUAGCCAGCUAUCAAGUCAUGAUCCGCUGUGGAGAAGACAUUGCAAAAAAUACUGGCUGAUAUCUGAGGAAGAGAAAACACAGAAGAAUCAGUGUUGGAAAUCUCUCUUCAUAGAUACUUACUCUGAUGUAGGAAGAUACAUUGACCAUUAUGCUGCUAUUAAAAAGGCCUGGGAUGAUCUCAAGAAAUAUUUGGAGCCCAGGUGUCCUCGGAUGGUUUUAUCUCUGAAAGAGGGUGCUCGAGAGGAAGACCUCGAUGCUGUGGAAGCGCAGAUUGGCUGCAAGCUUCCUGACGAUUAUCGAUGUUCAUACCGAAUUCACAAUGGACAGAAGUUAGUGGUUCCUGGGUUAUUGGGAAGCAUGGCACUGUCUAAUCACUAUCGUUCUGAAGAUUUGUUAGACGUCGAUACAGCUGCCGGAGGAUUCCAGCAGAGACAGGGACUGAAAUACUGUCUCCCUUUAACUUUUUGCAUACAUACUGGUUUGAGUCAGUACAUAGCAGUGGAAGCUGCAGAGGGCCGAAACAAAAAUGAAGUUUUCUACCAAUGUCCAGACCAAAUGGCUCGAAAUCCAGCUGCUAUUGACAUGUUUAUUAUAGGUGCUACUUUUACUGACUGGUUUACCUCUUAUGUCAAAAAUGUUGUAUCAGGUGGCUUCCCCAUCAUCAGAGACCAAAUUUUCAGAUAUGUUCACGAUCCAGAAUGUGUAGCAACAACUGGGGAUAUUACUGUGUCAGUUUCCACAUCGUUUCUGCCAGAACUUAGCUCUGUACAUCCACCCCACUAUUUCUUCACAUACCGAAUCAGGAUUGAAAUGUCAAAAGAUGCACUUCCUGAGAAGGCCUGUCAGUUGGACAGUCGCUAUUGGAGAAUAACAAAUGCUAAGGGUGACGUGGAAGAAGUUCAAGGACCUGGAGUAGUUGGUGAAUUUCCAAUCAUCAGCCCAGGUCGGGUAUAUGAAUACACAAGCUGUACCACAUUCUCUACAACAUCAGGAUACAUGGAAGGAUAUUAUACCUUCCAUUUUCUUUACUUUAAAGACAAGAUCUUUAAUGUUGCCAUUCCCCGAUUCCAUAUGGCAUGUCCAACAUUCAGGGUGUCUAUAGCCCGAUUGGUAAGUUAAAUUUUCCUCUAGUGCUGAUUUACAUGACUUUGUAGGGUUAACACUGCAGAUAAGCCAGGCAAAUAGUUAGUUUAUAAAUAGUGUUCCAGAGAACCCUAGAGAUUUUGAGAAAGUAUCUUGGGGGUCAUGUGAAUUUGUUGAGAGAAAUGGACAAGUAAAUGAGGCUCCAUAGUCUCUAACCAGAGAAUUUCUGCUGUUUUAAAGAUUCAACUUGUUUUUCACUGUUCAGUGGCCUAAAUGUAGAUUAUGAGAAAUACCACAUUAGACCAGUAGAAUCAGCUUUAAGACUGGGAAAACAACUUCUUACAGUGUUUUUGCUCAAACUUCCAAUUUAAUGUCAAAUAAACAAAUAUUCCAUAAAGAUCAUUAUAAAGAAAAUUUAAUGUGUGGAUGUGUACUUUUGGCAGUCUCUCUGGGAUCAUUUCUUAAGUCAACUAGGUAUAUUUUUUAAAAUCUCGUUUUUAGGGUUACCUUAUGACAAGUGUAACAGUAACUCCAACCUUAGAGACUAUAACAUGAUUAAAGAAAGUUAUGAAGCUCCAGUUAUACAAUGGGGAUAAAAUAUGAAUUAUAUACCCAGAAUGCAAUUGAGUUGUAGGUGUUGAAUCUUUGGAAAAUGCCCUCUAGCUUCUGGAAUGACCCUGAUGGAUGGGUUUAAGUUUGGAAAGAUGGACAUGAUAUUAAUCUGAUCCAGAGCUGACACAUUUUCAACUCCAGUUUGAAAAGAGAAGGAUGAUAAUGAGACUUUGGGCCAUUACCUGUGUGGCAUAUCUAGUGAAAAGAAUCUACAGUGUGCGUUUGGAAGUGAAGAUUUAGAUUUCUUCCCAGUGGAGGAAUGCCAGAAACUGUAUUUCCAGUACUGGGAAUUUGCUGCUUUGCAUAACAGAAUUCCUUUUUUGACUGGCCCAGUAUCUGUAUGAGUUUGGAAUAAUCUUUUCCCUAAAUGUUUGAUAUGAUUCAUCACUGAAGUUAUCUGGGGCUAGAGUUCUGUUUGUGGGAAAAUUUUGAAAUUUGAAUUUAAUUUCUUUAAUAUUCAUAUUUUCUAUUUCUUCUUGUUUCAGUUUUGGUAAUUUGUGCCUUUCAAGGAAUUUGUCCAUUCCAUCUAAAUGUUGAAUUUAUUGGUAUAAAGUUAUUGACAGUAUUCCCUUGAUAUCCUUUUAAUGGCUACAAAAGCCAUAGUCACUUGUCCUCUUUUGUUCUUAAUAUUGUUAAUUUAUAUCUUCUCUUUUGUUCAUUGCUUUAGUUAGGGGUUUGUAAUUUUUAUUGAUCAUUUAAAGGAGCAACUUUUGGUUUUACUAAUUUUCUCUAUUUGCUUAUUUUCUAUCGCAUUGAUUUCUGCAGUUAUCUUUAUUUCUUUCCUUCUACUUUGAGUUUGCUUUUCUUCUAGCUUUUUUAAGGUAGAAGUUUAUAUUAGUAAUUUUAGAACUUUUCUCUCUCCAAGCACUGUUUUAGCUGCAUUUCACAAGUUUUGAUGUGUUUUCAUGAACGCGUAGUUCAAAAUAGUGUCAGAUUUCCCUUGUAAUUUAAUUUUGAUCUAUGACUUUUCUAGAAAUGUGUUAAUUUUCAAACAUUUGGGGGAGUUUUCAGUUAUCUUUUGGCUAUCGAUUUUUUAAAUUUAUUGUGGUUAGAGAAUUUGCUCUGUAUUUUCAAUCCUAAAUGUUUUAUGGCCCAAAAUUAUGGUUUAUCUUGGUAAAUGAUCCUUGUAUAUUUGAAAAUAAUGUACAUUCUGCUAUUUUGGGGAAUAUUACUCUAUAAAUGAUAGGUCAAAUCGGUUGACAGUUUUUUUCAAGUCUUCUGUAUACUUGCUGAUUUUUUUUUUUUUUGGUCUUUGUCCUAUCAACAAGUGAGAGAUGAUUGUUGAAAUCUCCAAAUAUAAUUAUAGUUUUUUGUUUCUCUUUUUAGUUCUGUCAGGUUUGCUUCAUGUAUUUUGAAGCUGUAUAAUUAUAUGCAAAUAUGCUAAGGAUUAUUAUGUAUUUUUAAUGACAUAAUUCUUUCAUCAUUAUGAAAUCUCCAUCUUUAUCGCUGAUAAUAUUCCUUGUCCUAAAGUUCAAAGAGCAUUGAGGUGUGUUUUGGCAGGCAGUUGAGUUACUAUUGGGUCGACUUGAUCCUUUGGAAUCUUGUUUGUUUUUAAUGUUUGUUAGGGUGGGUGUAAAGUUGUCUUUAUUUAAGGACGGUGGUUGUCAACUUUCAGUCUCAUGACCCCCUGAAACUCUAAAAACUUAUUGAGGACUCCGAAGAAUUCUUGCUUAUGUGGAUUGUAUUAAUGCUUACCAUAUCAGAAAUUAAAACUGAGAAAUAAGUAAAACAAUAUUUACUUAUUAGUUCCUUUUCAAAUGACAAUAAUAAACCCAUUUCAUGUUCAGCUCUCUCUUAACUAUGUUCUUUCUUAUUAGUUUUCGUUUCCUUCUAACCACAAAUAAACAUAUAAAAUCUUGACCUGCCUUGUGGAAAAUGUUUUCUCUCAAGGAUGAGAAAUAAAAUGAGAAUUCUGGACUUACUUCUUAUCAACAUUAAAAAAGCCAUGGGGGUUGUAUUUGUUGACCUUUCCUGUUUGUAUAUUAGUUUUCUGAUAUGGAGAAUUGUUCUGCUUUUUCGUCCUCUACCAGUCUGAUUAAUUCGUAGGCUUAACACUUCCUUUUUCUUUCUCCUUGGAAUGCCUCUUGGGAUAUGCAUUAGUUGGUCUUAUGUCUUUUCUUGGUCUAGGUGGUGUGUGUGUUUGGCUUGUUUGGGGCACUUUUAGAGGCUCCAGCUGCACAUUUCCACUCCUCUCUGUGUGUUCCUCUCUGCAUCUGCUGUUUGUGUGUGUACACUUUUUUUCUGAGCAAUCUUUCUCCUUAGCCACAUUGAGUUCUUUAACAGUUUUUCUGUUUUCUUCUUCAUUAAGAUAAUUAAUAAUCAUACUACUCACAUAUCAUGUUUUAGAACUUCCUAAGCCUUUCCCUUUCCCACCUUUUGGACCUCCUAACUGAAUUUCAAAGUCUUCAUUCCUUAGAUUAAAAAAAUAAAUCCAAAGAUAAAAGAAUGUAAUGUCUUAUAAGUCGUAUCAGUGUAUAUUUUCUCUGUUAUUGUUGUUAGUGUUAUAAUAAAUCCUAAGUGACACAAUUCCUUUCUCCUACAUUAAUUCAUUUGCUUGUACAACAACUAUUUAUUGAGCACUGUGAUUAACAAUAUAAUCAAAUUCCCUGCCUUGGAAUUUACAUUCCAAUUCAAAGAGACAAACUGUAACAAUAAACACUAUGUCCUUAUAUUAAGUAGUAAUAAGUGCUGUGGAGAAACAGCAGAGUAAAGGGGAUAAAGAACGUAUUGUUAGGUUGUUCUAAUAUAAAGAUGUGUCAGGAGAGGCCUUGGUGACAUUUAAGCUGAAACGUGAAAGGAGCAGAGGGAAUUAGGUGGAUAUGUGGGAGACGAGAGGUCGAAGCAAAGGAGCAGCACGUGUGGAGGUUCCGAAACAGUAAUGUGCUUGGUGUGCUUGACCCAAGGAGGCCAGUGUAGCUGGAGUGCAGUGAACAACAGGGAGAGGGGCUGGAGAUUAGAUCAGAGUGUUAAUGGGGUGGUGGAUCACGUAACACCAUAAAAGCCUUGGUGGAAGGACUCUGGCUGACAUCACGCCCCAAGUUGCCCCAUACUUUCCAGAAUACCAAGUAGGUCCUUGCUGUUCAGAAUUCUGUUCAAUGUAGCAGCCCCUCCCAUUGCGUCUUCAAAUGUGUGAGAGAGAACAUUGACAGCAGAGUAAGUCAUGGCUUGAUUACAGACAUUGCAUGGGCAGAAUUGACAUUUCCAAGAGAUAUUCAGAUGCAUGUUCAACAUCACUACUGUCCUAAUCUGAGAGCCUCCAACAAGGUAAUUUUAAAAUAGAGGCUGUCAUUUCCUUCCAGUGUGGGUUGAUCUUAGAUAUAUACUUAUAACGAAUCGGCAAAGUGACACUGUGAUUUCUGAGUUAGAAAAAGGUAAUAUUCCUUCAGCCUAGGGUUCUGUCUUUCUCUCCUGGGACAUGUGUCUUUGACACCCUGAGCCACCAUGUAAGAAGUCCAGCUACCAUGAAGCCGUCAUGCAGAAGAGACCAUGUAGAGACAUCACACAGAGAUAGAGGGAGGCACCCAGGAGCCCCAGCUGUUUCAGACUCCAGAUAUUUGGAUCAUCCUGCGCGGGUACCAGACAUGUGAAUGAAGAAGCUCGUGAGAUGACUGCAGUUCCAGCUACCAUCGGACUGCAACAUCACGGGACACCCCAACCCAGAACCACCCCACUGAAUACUUCCCAAACACCAACCCACAUGAACCAUGAGAGAUAAUAAUGACUGUUGCUGUUUCAAGCCACUAAAAAAAUAAAAAUAUUUUUUUAAAAAGUAGAGGCUACUGAUGGUUGAAUUGAAAUGAUGUGUCUUUAUGGUAGGAGCUCAAUAAAAAUCUUAGAUCUCUUGUUGACAGUGCAUAAAAGUUACCAGUAGAGGUCAUACUUGAUUAAUAUUUUCAUAUCCUCUUUUCUGUAAGUAUAUAGCUUAAUAAUUAUUAUUCAGUAUAUGAAUAUAAGCUCAGUAAAACUGUAUCUUGGAUUGUUACAAGUGGUCUGUUUGCUACCUUCUGUGAAUUACCAACUACUGUGUAAAAAAUAAGUACUGGCUUAGUGAAAUAUUUACCAUUAAAACCAUACUGAGCUGGGCUGGGUCGCAUGCACCUGUAGUCCCAGCUACUCGGGAGGAUGAGGUGGGAGAACUGCUUGAGCCCAGGAGUUUGAGGCUAGCCUAGGCAACACAGCAAGAACUCGUCUCUAAGAAAAAAUAAUAAUUUUUUUAAAAAGAAGAUCUUCCAUUAAACAACAACAAAAAAAUCACACUGAGCAUUAUUUAACACAAGAUAUAGAAUCCACUCCAGAAUCUUGCAUCAGCAUGUGUGUUGUGAGAAUCCACUGUUCAAGUCUAUGGAAAUUCAUAUUUGGCGUGUCUGGUUGUUUGAAUUCUAGAUAAAUGAGAAUUUACAUGAAAUAACUAAAAAACUGAUAGAUGCUCUUCUUAUCAAAAGAUUGUUUUCUCUUUCAAGGAAAUGGGUCCUGAUGAAUAUGAAGAGAUGGAAGAAGAGGAGGAGGAGGAAGAGGAGGAAGACGAGGAUGAUGAUUCAGCAGAUAUGGAUGAAUCAGAUGAAGAUGAUGAAGAGGAGAGACGGAGGAGAGUCUUUGAUGUUCCCAUUCGCAGACGCCGCUGCUCACGCCUUUUUUAGCAAGCCUUCUGCUGAUGGAAGCACUAGGAUGAUUCUAGGCUGUUAAAUAGAUUUCUCAAUAAUGUAAAUAACUAAAUUGUUCUCUGCAUAUAGCAGGAAAACUAGCAUGAAAUAUUGUUUCAGGCCCUGGGUUCUAUGUGACACUACAUUAGGAAUUGGAUUGUUUGGGUUUGCUUUGUGUUUUUGAGGUAGAGGAAGAAAUGGGAAUCUUUUUUUUCUCUUCCAGGAGUCAGUGGAAGAAUAGUUCUCUAGCUAAGGAAUGGACAUACCUUUGUUUUAAAAUAUUUUAUACUUACAAAAAUCUAGAAAUGGAGAGGGAACUGUUUUGAAUAAGGAUUUAAAAUACCUGCACAAGGAUAGAGAGAAACUAUGUGACUCAUUCUGUGAAAAGACUUCUUGCAGUUGUGAGUUAUUUAGAAAUGAUCAAAAUUUGUAAUUAGGCUAAUCCAUUUAGUGAUUCCUAAUAUUUUGUACUCACAGAGAACUAAUUGACUAAACAACUUGAACGCUAGUGGUUUGUCCUUAGACAAUCUGUCUUUGAAUUUAAAGUCUUUAUCGCUAAGACCUUGACUUUAAAUUUUUCAUCACUACAACCUUGAAUUUAAUUUCAGGUCUUCAACAUGAUGACCUUGGAUUUAAUUUAAAGUCUUCAACACUAUGCGCUUUAUCAUAUUAUUCACAGAUGCAUUUUUGAAAUGUAGUAUGUAAAAGUAUGUAACGUGCUGUUUAUUAACAAAAGAUUGUUCACAACAUCUCAUGUAGUUUAAAUUUGUAAAUACUGCUUCUGUUUUGUUUCUCCUUUAUACACUUGACUGUCUUUGUGAUAAGUGACAUGAAUUUUAUGUUAGGAUUAAGUAUGUUUUCCUGAAACUUGGAUUUUUUUUGUAAUUAUAUAAUUGAGAGUUAAGAAUGAAAUCCUUCAAGUGUUAAAAACUCACAUUUUAAAAGCAAAUUUUGGUUCCAA